Molecule: messenger RNA, 1131 nt
Organism: Cyclocybe aegerita
Lineage: Eukaryota; Fungi; Basidiomycota; Agaricomycetes; Agaricales; Hemipholiotaceae
Source: the annotation of a GenBank genome assembly
AUGUCUUUGCAAUACCUCACUCGGAAGACAGCGUUGACUGCUACUACAAAGAAUCCUUUAACAACCAACUUCAACCAUCUCCGAAGUUUCCCUCGUGCAUGGCUGAAUCGUAGAACGAAACAUGACCCGAAGCUCAAGUCUGUCAGGCCAGCCGACAGGAUAAAAUGGUGGAAUAUUGUACCGGGCGAUCAAAUCUGCUUGCGUGGGGAUACGGAGGGUACCGUUCACGAGGUGCUGAGCAUAAACCGCCUUAGCAAUCGUGUCUUCCUGAAAAACACGAGUUCACCGUCGAAGGAUUCUGCUGCUCCGCAAACCAAGAAUUAUCACUACUCGAGGUGCCAGCUGUAUGUUGGAGAGUAUAGGCUUCCGCCGAAAGAUGACCCAACUGGAGCGCUUGUGCAGCAACCGGUCUUCGCAUCUCGUAUUGGCACGUCUCAGCCUAAGUGGGAUUAUUCUCGAAAACGCUGGGUGUGGAGGCGGUAUGCCAUCUCUACUGUCCCUAAAUUCCCUCACUUGUCUGGGAAAAUACGGAUUCCAUGGCCUGACAAGGCGAAGAAGAAGCAUCCUGAAGCCAGUUUGUACGACACUCCCCUUGACGAAGUAGCAAAAAUCACCUAUGAACUGCCAUACUUCGAGCCGAAGUUAAAUGUAGCUUCUGCACUUCCUGAAGCAGCCGCCGAGACGGAGUACCUGGAUCUUAUUUACAACCCUCACUUGGGUACUCAAUACGACCCGUCCGCUCCUUUUGAACUCUACCUCAAGCUCGAGCUCGCGAAUCCUCAUUCCCGUGCAAAGAAACUCCAGCGUUGGAAGGCCUGGCAGGCUGGAACUCAUGUCUUGUUGAGGACGAUUGCUCACGACGAAUUGAAGAGUCUUGGCGGCCGUUCGGUCAGACAGGCAAAGGCAGACGCCGCGUUCAAGUGGAGGGAGCUGGUGAAGGAGGAGCAGACAAAGAAGAAAAAGGCUAGAUGGAUGCACACCGCCCAGAUGGUCAAGUGGCAGAACAAGGCGGCGAAGAAGGCGAAGAAGGACGAAAGACAGAGGCGCCGCCUGACGGAGCUAGUUCUGCAGGAUGUGCCCAACCAGAUUGUUCCGCCUGUGUUGAAGGAAAGGCAUCGAGCGACUACCUAA